This is a messenger RNA of Gongylonema pulchrum, 240 nucleotides long. The record is from the annotation of a GenBank genome assembly. NCBI's taxonomy places the organism in Eukaryota, Metazoa, Nematoda, Chromadorea, Rhabditida, Gongylonematidae.
UUUCGUUCGAGAUGUGUACAUCUGACACUUAGUCGUAGCAGUAUAAUGAUGACAGUGGUUGAGCUUAUUGAUAAGCAUUACGGUGAUGUGACUGCUUUAAGCAUUAAGGGCAAUCGUCUUCGUUUUUUGGACUACUUUGCUUGCCUUUUAUAUCGUAUCAGGAAUGUGAAAACGUUGGAUUUAUCAAACAACCAGACUCGCCUUAUUGAAUUUUAUAUUAUGAAAAUGUCUCCUUCAUAA